Neltuma alba is the source of this 795-nucleotide messenger RNA. RefSeq lists its product as uncharacterized. NCBI's taxonomy places the organism in Eukaryota, Viridiplantae, Streptophyta, Magnoliopsida, Fabales, Fabaceae. Bases 155 to 613 code for a protein of 152 amino acids. The transcript has 2 exons. The record is from RefSeq and is a predicted model, not a curated record.
AUGGCGUAAAGCCUUAACCCCUGCAACACUCCACUCCUGCUCUCCUAGUACCACUGCACCAGUCUAAACACUGUCUUCUCUCCGCACCUUCCCUGCUAAUUUUUCCACUCUACGCUACUACUAUGGUCAAAAGCUGCUAACUUUAGCCGCAACAAUGGUGGUCGAGGACCAUAGCUAUGUUGGCUGGCCGCCCAUUGAGGCUCCUCUCACAGUUCCCAGAGACGAACAUUGGAGCAGCUUCGACAGUUCUGUCAAUGCCGUGUCGUUUGGCUUUGUAGCCACCGCCAUUCUCAUUUCUAUGUUCUUGAUUAUGGCUAUCUUCGAGAGAUUCCUCAGACCCGCCUCGCCGGCGUCGCCGUCUCUUCCUGGUAGCCGGAGCAGAGGGGACAUUGAGUCACAGCCGAUGGGGAAGCUCGGUUUCCCAUCCCCUAAAAUGAGUGUAUAUUCCAGUGGGGUUUCAGUUCUGAUGCCUGGAGAUGAGAUUCCUAGAUUCAUCGCCCACCCGGCUCCAAUGCCAUGUUGCCCUGAACGAGUCCUGUGGCCUUCCCACGAUCAUAAUAAACCGUCAUCUUGUUCCCCUUCCAACCCCAUCUCUAGUAUUAACCAAGUAUGAACCGGAGAAACAAGAAUUGAUGAAGCGUCUCUGAAGACAAAGAAACAAGAAUCGGGACUGUUCUUGAGGUUUUAAUUAUAUUUUCACUCGGAGCAGUGCCUCUUCAUAGCAUGUAAAUAGCACUUGGAGUAGGGAAAACUGGGUUUGACAAUGAGGCUAUCAAGUUGAAAGAUCAAAUUAUG